UUAUGAGAAAGAUAUUAUCCUCAGCUAUUGCAAUAAGUCUUAGACGUACUCCAUUAGUAGUUCCCAAACGUACAUAACGUUUAGCAGCUACUUUAAUCUCUCUUCCACUAAUAAGAUAUGGCUUUUAAGUAUGAGAUCAAAAAUAGAUUAGACACUAAAUCUUAAUGAUGCCUAUGAAGUUUCAAUAGAAGAUAAUUUAAAUGAAGGUGAAAUGAGAGAAGUAUAAGUUGGUCCAAAAAAAGAAGAUGCUGUUUUAGUAUGCAAAGUUGAUGGACAGAUCUAUUGUGUUUCUAAUUCAUGUCCACAUGUAGGAGCUCCACUUUCUGCAGGAUUUUUAGUUGGUGAUAAAGUCAAAUGUCCAUUUCAUAAUGCCAGUUUUUCAGUUAAAGAUGGUGUUCAUGAAGAAGGACCAAUGUUUAGAGGAUUAUAAACAUUCCCUGUCAAAUAAGAAAAUGGAUAAUUAGUUAUAAGAGUAGAAAAAUAAUUAUUAAAUGCUCCAAGAACAUUAAAUAUGGUAACAAAAGGUGAUGAUCCAACACAUGUAGUGAUUGUUGGUGGAGGGUAUAAUUAUUGAUUAAAUAUAUAAGAGUAUCCGGUUAGAGUGCAGCUGAGACACUUCGUUAGGCUGGAUUUAGAGGAAGAAUAACUAUUAUUACAGCUGAGGAUUCAUUACCUUAUGAUAGAACUCCAAUGAGCAAAAUGACAUUUAUGGUUAAAUAAUAGGGUUUGUAAAUUAGACCUUAGUCAUUUUAUGAAUAGUAUGGAAUAGAUGUAAUGACUAAUACUACAGUUGACUCUAUUGAUAUUAAUAAUUAAGAUGUUGUUGUUGGAUAAGAGAAAAUUCAUUAUGAUAAAUUAUUAUUGGCAACAGGUGGUACUGCUCGUAGACCUCAAUUAGAUGGAGUCAAUUUAGGAAAUGUACACACUUUAAGAUAAUUCAAUGAUUUAUAAUCAAUAAGAGAUAAAGCAAAAACAGCAAAAAAUAUAGUAGUUGUAGGUGCUUCAUUUAUUGGAAUGGAGACAGCUUCAGCUAUUAAAAAAGAAUUAAAAGAUUAAGUCAAUAUAAUAGUUGUAGACAGUACAACAGUUCCAUUUGAAAGAGUUCUUGGUAAAGAAGUAGGAGGAUCUCUAUAAAAAUUACAUGAAGCUAAUGGAGUUGAAUUUGAAUUGAAUGCUGGAGUCAAAAGAAUUGGUGGAGUUGGUUAAGUAUAAAGAGUUGAUUUAUUAAAUGGAAAAUCAUUAUAAGCAGAUUUAGUUAUUUUAGGAACAGGAAUUCAACCAAAUAAUAAACUUGCUAAAGAUUAAUUAAAAAUAUCACCAAAUGGUGGUAUUGAAACAGAUGUGUUCUUGAAAGCUGCCAAGAAUGUUUAUGCAUCAGGUGAUAUAUCAAGUUAUCCAUAUUGGGUUACUGGUGAACAUGUUAGAAUUGAACAUUAAAAUGAAGCUGUUAGAUAAGGGUAAGAUAUUUGAUUAAUUUUAGAUAUGUUGCUGCUUUGAAUAUUUUAGGUAGACCAACUCCUUUGACAGAUGUACCAUUCUUUUGGACAAGAUAAUGGGAUAGAACCUUAGCAUAUAGUGGAGUUGGAUAAGGAUUUGAUGAAGUUAUUGUGGAUGGAGACUUAAGUCAAUAAAAAUUUGUUGCUUAUUAUGCUAGAAAAGGACGUGUUGUAGCUUCUGCUAGUAUGAAUACUCCUAAUGUAUGAUAUUUUUAUUAAUUUUAAAGGCUUAAAUGAUUAUAUCUGAAGCAUUAAGAUUGAAUGUUAUGCCAAGUGCUGAGGAUUUAAAGGAAAAGAAAGUCAAUUUAGAUGAUAUUAAGAAGAUUGUCUUAAGUAAAGGAUCAUCUUGCCAUUGUAAACGUGCUGGAUAAUGCUAAUCAUAAUUAUGAGU
Molecule: messenger RNA, 1887 nt
Organism: Paramecium pentaurelia
Lineage: Eukaryota; Ciliophora; Oligohymenophorea; Peniculida; Parameciidae
Source: the annotation of a GenBank genome assembly